GGUUUAGUCCAUGAUGUCAGACUCGCGACCACAACAAAUGUACCUGUCUAUUGAGCUCGCGCAGCGACGAGUUCAGCGACUCGACUGCCGCGUCGACUGCCGGUUUCACGUCAGUGAGAUGCGUUCCGUUUAAGAUGGCCAUUUUGAUCGGGAAAUGCAAUGGAUUGUCAGCGAAAAGCCAAGCGCCGAGCCAUGUGGUCUGGGGAACAUGCUCUCUUUAUGAUACUAUUUUCUGGCAUAACAUUACAAACGGAAACCAUGUCUUUGUGUGAAAAUGCCUCUCCCCCGGGGCAGCCGACAGACCUCGUAUCUCUCCGCGUUUUCCAUUGCGGGGUUCCGUUGGGUUAUCUCAAUGUCACAUCCUAUAUCGGGCAAACCGGAGGAAUCCAUUACUCAUGUGUCUUUGACUCGUCGGCAGAUAGGGAAUGGACAGCGCCUAUCUUGCCGAUGGUUACUGUUUGCAGCGAGAAGCGUGCUUUUAUCUCCGCAUUCGAGAUCUGGGGUGCGCCUUCUUUAUUUUGCUAUGGGGCACGAAGUACGUGAUAAAAAAGCAAUGUCCUAAUCAUCCUUGGUUCCCAGCCGAUUGGAUGGAAUCACGAGAAUACACAGCUGAAGCGCAUUCCCCGCGAGAAAUCGCCAAAGGACCCAAUGUCCCAUUGGUGUAUCUGCCGACGGCCCAGACCGACUGGCGUUUCUGGCCCAAAGGAAACCCAAAAGUCUAUCGGCAUAUGGUCUUUGCGUGUUGAUAAGCCGCGCAGCGAUGA
Messenger RNA from Aspergillus glaucus CBS 516.65, 764 nucleotides. RefSeq lists its product as uncharacterized. The transcript has a single exon. The record is from RefSeq and is a predicted model, not a curated record. Bases 160 to 543 code for a protein of 127 amino acids. Lineage: Eukaryota; Fungi; Ascomycota; Eurotiomycetes; Eurotiales; Aspergillaceae.